AUGGGUGGGCGGACAGGUCCUCCCCGACAGACCGAGAUCCCAGAUCCCGCUGGCGCCGGCACCAACACGACUCCCGUACCGGGCGCCCCGACGGACCCCGCCGGAAUCCCCGGCCAGGACGCCAGCGUCACCUCGCUCGAUCCCAACCUCUCCACGCUCGUGCCCAUCCCCACGAUGAGCGUCGACACCGUCUGCGUCUCCAAGUACCUCGCCUUUGGCGAUAGCGCCCCGCACCCGGCCUCCGAGGUCUACUCCUUCUCCUCCGAGUACUACGAGACGGCGACGCGCAUCGCCGCGUUCCCCGGCAUGAUGGAGUGCGCCUGGGUCACCGAGAUCCCCAAGACGCUCGAUCCCCUACUAUCCCAGUAUCUCCAGGAAACCCUUAACUGGCUCAUCGACCCCACGGCCAUGGCCGCCGGCAUGGCCCUGUUCACCGAGUGCCCUACCACCUUUGCCCUUCCGGAGUGGAACUUCCGCCUCGGCUGUCCCGCGGAGUGGAACAAAUACGUCUCGCUCCUCGCCGAGAGGACACCCAACAGCCAGCGUGGCGCCGCUGUUUCCAUGAAGCCUAGCUACGCCGUGAGCUUCGCCGUGCUGAUGGCGACGGCCAUGGGUCUGGGCUAUUUCUAA
This is a messenger RNA of Parascedosporium putredinis, 630 nucleotides long. NCBI's taxonomy places the organism in Eukaryota, Fungi, Ascomycota, Sordariomycetes, Microascales, Microascaceae. The record is from the annotation of a GenBank genome assembly.